AUGGAGAAUAACUCCAAAAUAUCUGAACCUGCGGAGCACCAGGAUGACUUGCCGUAGGUUUAUUUAAAAUAGUUUGUUUUAUAUAUUACUAAUGUAAUAAUUUAGUUAGACGAUAUGUCACUAGGUAACUGCUUGUAUAAAAGUCCAGUUUAUUUAGUUAUAUAAUUUAACAGGUUAGGAUUUCUGGGUGAUAUUUUGUAAAUGUGUCUAUCAUUUCAAUAUCCGAUAUUUACCUUGUAACCCUGGACAUUAUAACCUCAGCCUUACUGGAUAAUACCAGAGCUAUAAUCAUUAUUUUAAUGCUAAUCUCACUAAUUGAAAUUAAUUUUACAAUUAGUAAUAACAAAUAUUAGUUUAAAGGGACACUAUAGUCACCUGAACAACUUUAGCUUAAUGAAGCAGUUUUGGUGUAUAGAACAUGCCCCUGCAGCCUCACUGCUCAAUCCUCUGCCAUUUAGGAGUUAAAUCCCUUUGUUUAUGAACCCUAGUCACACCUCCCUGCAUGUGACUUCCACAGCCUUCCAUAAACACUUCCUGUAAAGAGAGCCCUAUUUAGGCUUUCCUUAUUACAAGUUCUGUUUAAUUAAGAUUUUCUUAUCCCCUGCUAUGUUAAUAAUUGCAAGACCCUGCAAGAGCCUUCUGUAUGUGAUUAAAGUUCAAUUUAGAGAUUGAGAUUCAAUUAUUUAAGGUAAAUUACAUCUGUUUGAAAGUGAAACCAGUUUUUUUUUUCAUGACGGCUCUGUCAGUCAUAGCCAGGGGAGGUGUGGCUAGGGCUGCAUAAACAGAAACAAAGUGAUUUAACUCUUAAAUGACAAUGAAUUGAGCAUUGAAAUUGCAGGGGAAUGAUCUAUACACUAAAGCUGCUUUAUUUAGCUAAAGUAAUUUAGGUGACUAUAGUGUUCCUUUAACAAUUAUCCAAUGUUUAAAACAAGAAGUGUAUGAGGUCUGUUCUGUAAAGUCUAGAAUGUUUGCCUAUUUGAGGAAAAUGAUUAAAAUAGUUUACAAAGUGUAGAAUUCAGCAGGAAUAGUUUUUGGAACCAUCCCCGCUGGGUAUUAACAGGGUUUGGGGGCUGAGGGAAUUUAGUGUUGGAAUAUCGAUUAUAGUAGAAAUUGCCCAUUUAUUCCAAAAUACGUGAUUUCUUCCAACAAUAGAGGGCAGGUGCACGGAAUGAUUCAAUACAUAUACAAUGUGUCUCCAUGCACUAUGUUAUAUAAAAUAUGUUUCAUUAUUGAAGUAUCAUUGGCUCAUCAGAACCUCCAGAUGCUUGUAGCUAGUGGACCAUGCUCAAACAUCGCACUCUACCUACAGCUGGUGUUACCGAGCAACAGACCAAACAAACUGACGCAAAGUGUAAUUAUGAUACAAAAUAUAAUGUAUCUGGGUUCAUUAUCUGGUAUAUCCAGUGCUGAAUAGUCAGUGAUUACACAUUAUUCCACUGAUAACCAGAUUUGAUCCAUUUCAAAGAAAGGCAGUAAAUAAGAUGAAGGAAAACUCUGAUUUAUGUGAACCUGAAGAGCAAUAAAAUGAUUUGCUGUAGGUUUACAUAAAAACAUUUUAUUUAAUUUUUUAUUAAUGUAAAGAUAUUGUUAGAACUUAGAUCCCCUUUUAACUAGACACAAUGAAUUUAAAGAAACAAUUAAAUGACUGAGCAGGCAUGCAUCCAAUUCUAUAGGUUAUAGAUAACUGGGCGAUAAUGUGUAAGGUUGAUUUUAUUUUCAAUGAAAAACUGUGGACUUGUGGACUAUUAGAGCUUUGUUUACUAUAUUAAAACUAAUUACAUUAACUGAAAAACUCCUCUCCAAUCAGUUAUAUCAGUUUGGUGGGGUUUAUAAGGUAAAGUUAGAAAUGGAUUGUAGUUCAUUAUUAAGACAACUAAUUUCAACACAGCUGAGGUUAAAUAGUAUAGAUUUACAAACAAGGUGUGGAAAGGUGGCGCUAUUAGAAUAUGGUGGAAAGAUAAAAUUCAGCUGCUAAAAACACUCCGUGGGUACUCCUAUACACCCACCACACAUAAAAAAAUCACCAAGAGAAACAGAUAAACUUAAAGGUUUGCAGGUAUAACCAUUAAACCCUCAGUUUUUCUCGAGUGUAGCGCUCCGUGUUGUUUUAAAGAAUAGAUUAGUGAAUAUAUAUAUAGUGCUUCUUAUGCACUUACCCUCUAUGUCACACUUGUAUUACAUAGAGAAAAAAAGGAAAAAAAGAAAAACUACAUAAAAACUGACACGGUGCAGAGGAAGAUGAUAAGCUGACUGAGGAAGCCGUUUGACGGUGAAACGCGUUUUGGCAUUUAUUUUCCAUUUGGAACUUUUUAUAUAUUGGCAUUUAUUUUCCAUUUGGAACUUUUUAUAUAUCUGUUUGUUAUUUUAUAUAAAGUUUGUAUACAUUUUAACUUUUCUAAGCAAUAAAUAUACCAUUUAUUUUAAAUAUAAUUCACUGCAUCCCAUUCAAGUGAUUUCAAGAAGGGGUAGUGUCACCCCACUAAUUGACACUAGGCCUACACACUUAGAGCCAGGUACCAAGGGCUCUAAAUAAGGUGAGCAACAUUGUAUUUUAUUUAUAUUGAUUUUAUCAAUACUUAAAAUACUACACCUAGAUUGGAUUAUCUAUCUUUUCUCUGUCCAAUGUGGAGGAAAACAUAUAUGUGCAUAUCGUGAGAGAAGGGUCGUGUGUUCUACCCGGAAAAGACACAGACGCCAGGAAGUUUAGAGCCUUAAAACUGUAAAAGGCUCUAAAAAAUGUGAGUGGACUUAAACUUAAAAACUCACAAAAUCACUGAAAUUAUUUUGAUAUACUGCACGAUUAUUUGUAUUUCUUUCUUUUUUUUUUCCUUUUUUUCUCUAUGUAAUACAAGUGUGACAUAGAGGGUAAGUGCAUAAGAAGCACUAUAUAUAUAUUCACUAAUCUAUUCUUUAAAACAACACGGAGCGCUACACUCGAGAAAAACUGAGGGUUUAAUGGUUAUACCUGCAAACCUUUAAGUUUAUCUGUUUCUCUUGGUGAUUUUUUUUGAGGUUAAAUAGUCUCUGUCUUUCACGACAAUCUUUUUCUAAAACAAUUGCCAAUUUUGAUAAACGCGUUCAAUGACCCUGAAAGGUAAGAAGGUGAAAGAUCCAUCAGGAAAUUUGCCUACAAAACCUUAAGGGACUGAGAAGUUACUGAUGUUAAGUGACAAAACAAAUUAAACUGCUCAAAUACCAGAUAUUGUACAAAUGUAGACAAUAUGCACCAAGUACAUGUUAUUACAUUAUUAACCUUCUUAUUAAAUUCUAAAACAACUCUGAUUCAGAUGAUUUCAUAUUGUGACUGAAAUCUAGCAUUGUGUUAAAAUGAACCUAUUUCCUUUUUUUUUUACUUAUCAGUAAAUUGGAGCAACCUAACAUCCUGUGGUCUAAGACCAAUGUUUACAUAGUGCAGGAAUUGUUAGGCAGUGGCACCUUUGGCAACGUUGUAAAGGGUGUUAUAAACGGAACCAAUGAAAAAGUGGCUAUCAAAAUCCUGAAGGACACUCCAUAUGUUGCUGAACAUGCUGAAGAAGAGGUGGACAUCCUAUGCCAGCUGAGUAAGGAGCAACCAGACGAUUUCAAUCUCGUCAAGCACUAUGACCAUUUCCAGCACAACAACAACAUCUGCAUUGUGUUUGAGAUGUUGGACAUUAGUCUCUCUGACUUUAUCAAAAAAUGCAACUGCAGGCCACUUCCAGUGAAACACAUCCGCCCUAUUGUGCAGCAGGUGGGCAGUGCACUGGCAAAGUUGAAGAGUCUGGGAAUAAUCCACACAGACUUGAAACCAGAGAACAUCAUGCUGGUGGACACGUCCAAACACCCAUUUAAGGUCAAGGUCAUAGACUUUGGCUGUGCAAUCCAUACAUCCAAGGCUCAAUGUUCGCGUUACAUACAAACCAGAUACUAUAGGUAAGGAACAUUUAUUACUCAUAAUUCACAAUUUCAAAGAAAGAACAUAUAUAUCCUUUACAUUUAUGACAUGAGUAUAAUUACUAAUGUUAACUAGGUCUGGUUAUUUUGUCCAACGGUUUUUAUGAAAUAUUAGGAGAUAUUAGUGAUAUUUAUGGUUUCUGGAUGAGUGUAUCAGUCAGUUAGCUCUACACAUUCACACAGGCUCUUAAGGUGAACAUGGAUUGAUCAGAAUUUGCCCAAGUGGCAUGGCUGCUUGCUACAGAGCUCUCCUAAGGAGUAAGGAAGUGGGUGAAAUAUUCCUACGUUCUUCUUCUUCUAAGCUUUGCAUAUCAAGCUGUCAGAAAACAUGUCACUUAUAUAUGCCUUGAAGAAAAAGAUUACAAAAUAUGGAUAUAUGGGAUCUCUGCUGGAAUUCUCAUAUGUUCACAAAGUGAUAUAACGGGCUUCAAAAAGCUGUGGAGAUCUGUGGAAUGUGAUGGACUUUCUACAUUCCAAAGAAACAUUUAGGCAGUUCUCCUCUAUUAUUCUCAUUUUAUAAAAACUGAUCAUCAUUAACGUACUAGGAAGUGGCUGCAGACAUGGUAUCUCAUUAUGCUAGGGGAAAUGGGAGGUGGGUUUUUCUGGACACUCUCUGUCAGCUGAUAUGUGCUUGUGCUGAGUGUUUUGAGAGUGAUGGUAAAACACUUCCACUGGUAACUCUCAGGCAGCCAGAUGGAGCAGAGUCAUGAUUAACUUAACAGAAAUAGUCAUUAUUUCAGUGAACUAAGUUAAAAUUAAGUGGUUUAAUCCUAUAUUUCAGUUAAUUUACAGUUUUAACAUGUAAAUUAUUUAGCUAACAUUCUGAUUUCUCUCCUUUUUAUAAAAAUCAGGUCCCCAGAAAUUAUAUUAGGAUUACCAUUCUGGGAGGCCAUUGACAUGUGGUCUCUUGGGUGUAUCAUGGCCGAGCUAUUCACAGGACACCCAUUAUAUCCUGGAGCAUCUGAGUAUGAUCAGGUGAGUUCAGAUCUAAUAGACAUCUGGGUUUAAUUAUAUAUUAAGGUCUCAGUCAGGAAUCCAGAAUGAAUUCACGUAGAAAGAUAUCACGAAGCUGUUAUAUUUGCUUAUACAGACUAGAGUCAAAGUGCAAAGAUAAAACUGUCAAUUUUGUUUAAAAUUAGUGAGGACUAUUCACCAAACAAAGAAUUGUAAUGAAUCAAGAUACAAAAUUGAAACAUUUAGGCAAAAUUGCAAAUUUCAAAAAGUUCUUCAACCCAACUGCUGUCACACCUUUUAGCCUGAAAUUUGGGAUACGGUUAUUAAUUCACCGUAAUCUGGUGUUUAGUAAAUUGAUUGUACUGAGUACUAGUACAAGUUAGAACAUUUUUAAAGCAUCCAUGUUAGCAUACUCAAACCAGCCUUCAUUUGGUAGUUUAGGUAACUUUCUAUAGACGCAUUUAGGUGUAUAAAUAAUGUAUUUAUUAAAUCCAAACAAUUUCAUUAAAAGAAGUAAUUGUACUCCAACUUUUAAAUUUGAUGAUAUUUGUAUUUUAACUAGUUUGUAAACAGAAUAAAUAAAGAAUAUCCCUGUGGCAAAAAGAAGUCAAAGCUUUUUAAUAAAAAUAUGUGCAGCAUUAGAAUGUGGAGGCAGUCAGAUUUGUUUACUCUGUUUUUAUAUAGUUACCGUAUUAUCACUGUUUGUAACGUUAAGUAAUUUAUUUAUUAAUUUCACAAUGCUAGUUUACAUUCAUUUACUUAAUUUCUCAAAUAUAACUGCAGAAAAUGUUAGUUAUUGAACAGUUGUGGAAAUGCAGUAAACCAGAGAGAUUCAAAGCUGGUUAUUAUGGGUUAUGGGUGAUUAUGGGUACGUUUACAGUUUUAAUAGAAGUUGAUGCUACUUGUAUGAAACGUUGUGACCUCUUGCUUCCUCCCUGCAGAUCCGCUACAUCACCGAGACGCAGGGUUUGCCCCCUGAAAACAUGCUCGAUAGGGGAACAAAGACCGAGUUUUACUUUAGAAUCGACUGGGAUUCUGAUGAUGUAUUAUGGAGUUUGAAGGUGCGACCUCUUAUAUCAACCAUUACCAUAUUUAUAGAAAAUAAAAUGAUUUUUAACCCCUUCAGGACAUCGGGUUAAGCAAAUCCUAUGAUAUAAUGACAGUCCCAGCAGAUGAUCUGCCAUGAACUGGUUAAAGAGACAUUUCGGGAUGUGUAUUUCAUUUAUUUUAUUAAGCCAGAGGAAGUUUUGCACACUCACAUUCAGCAAUACGGAAGUUUUGAUGGGAUAAAAUUUAAAUAACAGAUCCUCCAUAAAGAGUUUUAGGUACUGUUUCCCCUUUUCUCUGUCAGCUUUGCAGCCAUUUUGUAAAAUAACUUUUAAAACCAUACAGUAAAUAAAAAACGAAACUGUUUAGACUCAGGGAAAACUGCUGGGUCAGGUAAUGGUAAGACGUGUUUAUUGGUUCUAACAUUAGCAGGAAACUUACUGUCACACUGUAGAAUGCUACACUGAACCAUGUUCUCAUUCCAGAACCUAAUGGACAAUCUUGUUUUUCCUCUUCUCUAGAGUAAAAUACGCUAUGAAUUCGAUUCUGGUAUUAGACCAAUAGAAAGUCGGAAAUAUGUCUUCAGUUCCCUUGAUGACAUGAGGAAGGUACUGUAUUCCUGGGACACUCACAUUAACCCAAAUAUAGGUAAUCACAUGGCAUCUUCCCAUCAUCCCUGUGGAUUAGCAGAAAAAAAUUACUUUAAAAUGUCUGGUUAGCCAAGCACGGAGGAGGUGGUGGAGCAAUCUCUUUGUGCUUAACUUUGGAUGUGAGGAGCACAGUUUCAUGGCAACAAUAAUGUAUGUGUAUUGUUCAUACGGGAAGACCCAAAACAUUUUGCACUUCUAGAUAAACACAUCUUAAAACUGAAGUGCAUAUGAGCAAAGACGAAAACAGUUUUGCUGUAAUGUAUGGAUGUUACAUUUACUCUUUUCUAAUAGUUAUUUUUUAAAAUGUAGCUGUUUUUUUAAAUAUAUUAUGAAGGUAUACAAGAAGAACCCUUUUCUUGAUUUUUGCACCCCUGUCAAGAGCCUGAUGAUCUGUCUAGAACCCCUACCAGUGUCGCGUGACAUUGUGGUUUUUCACCACUGAGCCUACCAAACUCUACAGAAGUUGGGGGGUUGGUAGGGAGUACUGAGAAGCAGUCAGAUGACUUAGUGUAGUUACUGCCAUUACCAUUAAUGUUGGCCCUAUGACACUGAGAAAAACAUGUCACUUUGCAUAUUUUUUAUUGAAUAUAAAAAUAUAAUCUUCUCAUACACUGUUUCUUUCUCUUCAGGUAAUUUUACCAUCAAAGCUGGAGAGCAGUGAUACGCUGGUGGAGAUGGGAGAUGUAGGGCAGUUUAUCGAUCUGAUGAAAGAGAUGCUUGCUAUAGAUCCACGCAAAAGGAUAACUCCCACAGAAUUUCUCAGCCAUCCCUUCAUCACCAUGGCUCAUCUCCAGCACUUCACACGGAGUUCAUCGUACGUGAUUUUCCUUGUGCAUUGGGAAGGUUGCUUGGAAAUGUUGAGGAAGUUGGUAUCAAUGUGGGAGCAGGAGGUUCAACCAUAUUCAUAAAUAAUAUAGGAAGCUAAAUAUAUCUACCAGAAUAUGUUGAAUGAUAUAAAUUGUAUGAGGAACCUCCAGUACUCUAGCUUUUUGCUGCCUUUUCGUGACCUAUAGUGAUACAUAAUAUAAAGAAACUGGCACCCCCCAUUACAAUAUAGUCAAACUGCUCCCCACCUCUUCUCUGCAGCCAUGAGAGUGACAGUUUAGCUCAGAGAGAGAGAGCUCUUCCUGCUCCGUAAAGGGUGUAGUGGAGGCAGGGAGCAGCACCAGGGGGGACGCAGGUAAGAAGUCAAACUAUCCUAAAAAGGUUUGAUUACUUACAUUGUGGGGUAUCAGGGCAAUCCUAGCACAAUAACCACUGCAGAGCAUUGAUUCUUAAGGUGCUUGGAGUUUUCCUAUAAAGAAUAUUGUGAGAGUAUUUGUAACUUUAGACAGCAGCUAAAAUGAUGUAUUCUUCCGUUAUGGGAAAGAAAGUUUUAUUAAACGAGGCUUCAUUUCUGUAUUCAUUCUCAUAUUAUUCCACGUUUGUUCAAUUAUUUUAUUACUUUUUUUUGUCUUUUACUUAUCAUUUGUUCCCAUUCUUCCCUAACUGUUUACUCUUUUAUUUCUUCAAAAUUUUGAUCACUUCCUUUUUUUUGUCACAUUCUUCCUUUUUAUAUAAUUUUAUCUCACUGUCUUUCUCUCUCUUUUCCCAGUGUAAAUCCUUGCUUCCAGGCCAUGGAGAUCAACAAAGAACAGGUGAGUAUAGUGAUAGUCCUCUUUAUGGUCCCCUAGGAACCAGUAGGAACUGUUAGGGGCGUCCAGUAGACAGUAAUGUGCAGCUGAGGAUGUCAUGCUUUCUCCAGCUUUUGGGAUGGGGAUCACUAUUCAUAACUGUAAUUAUAACAUGAACACAGGGUAAUAGAAGGUACGAUAUUCUAUUUUACUGAACAAACUCUUAGUAUUGAUGAGAAAAAUGUCAAUUUAAUGUGUGUUAACGCAGAGCAGCAAAUUCCGGGAUUUAUUUUCUCUAUAUAUACUAUAAAACAGCAGGAGGUGUGUCCUGAGCUUCCAGAAAUAGAGACAAAGUCGCAGAAUGCACAGAACACGGAGGAACCGCAGAUAGAAGAAAAUUCUGGGAGGAAAGAAAAGAAAGAAAAUAUUGAGAGACUUCUGAAACUUGUGAGUGCUCCCAGGGGUGUAACUGGGAACGUCUGGGACUGGGUGCAAGAAUUAAAGAAUCUCAGUCCCCCCUAAGCAAUACAUCGGAGUGGGGUGAUGGGAUGAGUCUGACUGCGUAUGGAGUUGGUUUAUUGUAACCUUAAAGGGAUACUUUGGGCACCAUAACAACUUUAGAAUUUGAAGUUGUUAUGGAGCAUGGUACUCCUAUGUGCCUUUCUACCUCAAAGAGUUAAACUGUUUAUGAUUGGUUUAACCCUGUCUACCCAACUCCUUCCACUGAUUCUGCAUUCAAUCAGGAGGCCUCAGACUCGAUAUCCCUGACUAGUUCCCCAUUUAUAAAACUGAGUGGAAAAGGUCCAUUUUAUGAAUGUAUUGUGUGACAGUGUGAAGUGACCAUGGUUGUCAAUGUAUGGUAUAUCUGAAAAGCGUGCCAAUGUGUUUAUGGUAACGCAGAGGUGUGUUUUUGUUUGAAGGUUUAUUUGCAGUAGAAUAUAAGUGUGUAUUUGUGUGUUGCUUUUUCUUCAGUCCCAUUUAUCAGUACUAUUUUUAUUUUUUAUCUCUGUAUAUAAUAUAAAAUACGUAGUUUCACAUAUAAUUUCUAUGAAAGUUGAUAAAUUACAAUGUUCAAGGGACUCAUUAAAUGCAUAAAUUCUGAUUUUGUUUUUUCUUUUGAUUUGAAGCAUGAAAAUGCUAUUACACUUGCAAACCAAAUGGGCGUACAAAACGAAAUUUCUAGCCAAACCGAGGCCGAGCCCCAGGGAGCGUGUGAGAGUGCCCCACCAGCACAGAUCGAGAUCCAAGACCAGGUAAGAAUGUAUGCAAUGUGGCUGCUUAGUCCUUAAGGUUUGCGAUCACUAGAUGUUGACUAGAGGUAGAGAUUUUACUGGGAAAAAAAAUCCCUGAACUUUCUAACACCAGGGAAAGUAUGACAAUACUCUCUCCAAUACAGAAAUAAAGAUCUUAACAGUAUAGUAUCACUAUAGCAUCUUAAUACUAUUUAAUGCUAUGCUGGGAAUAUAUCCUGUGUGUUUGCUUUCUGUUUUAUUAAUUUCUUUAUAGAGAGAUCGUUACAUAUAUUAUACAUAUAUAUAUACAGGUUACACACCCUUUCCAUCAAUGUUAAUGAAUAGCAAUGCACAAUGGGCUCCUUUAAUAAAUACUUUUUGAUAUUUUCUUUUCUUUUCACGGGUAGCAUGCUCAAGAUGAACCUUUACAGAAAAAGUCAAACGAAGCUGAAGAGAACUGUGAAGUUGUUAUGGAGGAUGUGGGACCCAACACCCAGGAAAGACCAGCUCAGAGCAAGACAGAAACAUCUGAUGAGAAUGAAAUUGAAAUCCUGAGUGAGUUAGAUGAUGGAGACAGAGAAGAAAAGGAGGGAAAAAAGAAGAGAAAGAGGGGAUCAUGCCUGAGACGGGUGUUACGAGCUCUGUGCUGCUGCAUCCCCAGAAAACCAAAGAAAGUGAAGGUGAACACACCCGAGAGCUCAGAUGUUGUCAUAUAUCAGGUUCAUGGACUUCACAAUUCUACCACUGAAAGCAGCACAGAGAGUGAAGCUGCCACUUCCACCCACUCCUCCCUGCCAUCUGAGCGCAGUGGAGGUCUACUGCGGAAAUGUGUAAACAGCGUGUCUCGAAUGAGAAUGAAGAAACAAAAAACCUCUUCAGAAACCUCAAAUAUCCAGUCAUUCCAUCAAUGA
Molecule: messenger RNA, 10340 nt
Organism: Pelobates cultripes (western spadefoot toad)
Lineage: Eukaryota; Metazoa; Chordata; Amphibia; Anura; Pelobatidae
Source: the annotation of a GenBank genome assembly